CGGGUCCGGAGGGACGUCGUCCGGAAAGCCCGCCCUGGUUGGAGGGAAUUUAGAAGAAACGGGGGCGGGAAGGAGGCGGAGUCUAGUUUCCCUGGUGACGGGUUGCCCGGCGGUCGCCUGGUAACCAGUCGCGGCGGUCCUAGGUGCGGCGGCUCUGGCGGCGGAGGCCGCGGAGGUCUGUGGGCCGGAGCCCACGCCGGGCGCUUUCCGCCUGCUUCGUGAUGGCGGCCGCGGCCGCAGUGGUCACGCCGUCAGGUUUGGAGGAUGGAGUGUCUCGGUCCCGCGGCGAAGGGUCAGGGGAGGUGGUCGUGGAGCGGGGGCCCGGCGCGGCCUACCACAUGUUCGUGGUGAUGGAGGACCUGGUGGAGAAGCUGAAGCUGCUCCACUACGAGGAGAAACUCCUCCGGAAGAACAACCUGAAGCCCCCGUCCAGACACUAUUUCGCACUGCCUACCAACCCUGGUGAACAGUUCUACAUGUUUUGCACUCUUGCUGCUUGGUUGAUUAACAGAGCAGGACGCCCCUUUGAGCAACCUCAAGAAUAUGAUGACCCUAAUGCAACUAUAUCUAACAUAUUAUCUGAGCUUCGAUCAUUUGGCAGAACUGCAGAUUUUCCUCCUUCAAAAUUAAAGUCAGGUUAUGGAGAACAUGUAUGCUAUGUUCUUGACUGUUUAGCAGAAGAAGCAUUAAAAUAUAUUGGUUUCACCUGGAAAAGACCAACAUACCCAGUGGAAGAGUUAGAAGAAGAAACUGUCCCAGAAGAUGAUGCAGAAUUAACAUUAAAUAAAGUGGAUGAAGAAUUUGUGGAAGAGGAGACAGACAGUGAAGAAAACUUUAUUGAUCUCAACGUCUUAAAGGCCCAGACAUAUCGCUUGGAUAUGAACGAGUCUGCCAAACAAGAAGAUAUUUUGGAAUCCACAACAGAUGCUGCAGAAUGGAGUCUCGAAGUAGAACGUGUACUACCACAACUGAAAGUCACGAUUAGGACUGACAAUAAGGAUUGGAGAAUCCACGUUGACCAAAUGCACCAACACAAAAGUGGAAUAGAAUCUGCUCUAAAGGAGACCAAGGGAUUUUUGGAUAAACUUCAUAAUGAAAUUAGUAGGACUCUGGAAAAGAUCGGCAGCCGAGAAAAGUACAUCAACAACCAGCUUGAGCACUUGGUUCAAGAAUAUCGUGCAGCUCAAGCCCAACUGAGUGAGGCGAGGGAGCGCUACCAGCAGGGUAACGGCGGAGUGACGGAGAGGACCAGGCUCCUGUCUGAGGUGACGGAAGAACUAGAGAAGGUAAAGCAAGAAAUGGAAGAAAAAGGCAGCAGCAUGACUGAUGGUGCUCCCUUGGUAAAGAUUAAACAGAGCUUAACAAAGCUGAAGCAAGAAACCGUUCAGAUGGACAUCAGAAUUGGUGUUGUGGAACACACAUUACUCCAAUCAAAACUGAAGGAGAAGUCCAACAUGACUAGGGACAUGCAUGCAACAAUCAUUCCAGAAUCUGCAAUAGGCUCUUAUUAAAACAUACUGUUUUUCAUGCUUCUGAUUAGUUGUUUUUUUGUAUCAAAGUAUAUUUCAUGUGGCAAGAUUUCAAAACACAAUUACACCUCUUAAAGCAUGUUCAGUGGGUAUUUUUUUUACAUAUAUACACAUACAUAUUGUAUCAUGGUGUUUAUGGAUGGUUAAAGCCUUUAAAUUGAAUCUACUAUACAAUAAAGUAAUUAAAAACUCUCACUUUCAAAGAAGUUUUCACUAAUCAUUGCAGAUGUUAAAACCCCCACCCGGUGGCAUAUUUUUCUUAUUGUUCCUUGUGCAAGCCAGUGUGUACGACCCAUGCUUUCUGCAG
Molecule: messenger RNA, 1836 nt
Organism: Mirounga angustirostris (Northern elephant seal)
Lineage: Eukaryota; Metazoa; Chordata; Mammalia; Carnivora; Phocidae
Gene: IFT57
Product: intraflagellar transport 57
Exons: 11
Coding region: 222-1511 (429 amino acids)
Biological process (GO): non-motile cilium assembly; intraciliary transport
Cellular component (GO): intraciliary transport particle B; cilium; Golgi apparatus
Source: RefSeq, a predicted model, not a curated record